This is a messenger RNA of Anopheles marshallii, 1701 nucleotides long. RefSeq names its product protein ABHD18. The transcript is spliced from 4 exons. The record is from RefSeq and is a predicted model, not a curated record. Bases 1 to 1701 code for a protein of 566 amino acids. NCBI's taxonomy places the organism in Eukaryota, Metazoa, Arthropoda, Insecta, Diptera, Culicidae.
AUGCCUCCAUCACGUCUGGACGGGCUGUAUCGGUCGCUGCUGCUGACCAAGUUCUUCUGCAAAGGCUGGGGCAAACCGGAAAAUCUCGAAAGAUUGUUUGCGUUCCGAAAGAUCAUCUCGAAUCGUGCAGCCUGUUCACAGUUGGUACCGCGCGACUAUCCGGUUGAGAUUACCAAGGAAGAGAUACACUCGGACUGUAAAAUACUGGAAGGAAAGUUCAUUUCGCCAUUAGAAAUCUAUAUGCCCGGGUUGGUGCCUGAUGUAGCUCAGAAUGCACAUUUCCAAAUUUUGCUUCCGCUCAAGUGGAAUGAUGAACGGUACAAGCCGAUCUGCAUCCAUCUGGCUGGUACUGGUGAUCAUUACUUCUGGAAGCGCCGGAAUCUGAUCGCCAAACCACUGCUAAAGGAAGCAAAUCUCGGUGCGAUCAUCUUGGAAAACCCUUUCUACGGUUUGCGGAAGCCAAAAGAGCAACGUGCGUCCAGCCUACAGAAUGUCUCGGACAUAUUCGUCAUGGGCGGUUGUCUGGUGCUGGAAUCGCUCGUCCUGUUGAACUGGUGCGAACGCAACGGGUACGGUCCGCUAGGCAUUACCGGUCUCUCGAUGGGUGGCCACAUGGCUUCGCUGGCUGCAACGAACUGGCCGAAACCGCUCGUACUCGUACCCUGCCUGUCUUGGUCGACGGCCUCGUCCGUGUUUACCGAGGGCGUCAUGAGCAAUUCUAUCAACUGGGACGUGUUGGAGACGCAAUACUUCGCCGAUGGUAACUUCCGGGAGCGUCUCUCGAAGAUGGUUACCGUCGUGGACGAUGCAUUUGUGGCGGGCAAGCAUUUCAUACAGAACUUCAACCAAUCCGUGGAAGAGCUACGGUUAGACAUCAACGAAACGAAAGAUCUGGUCUGUGGCGAUCCGUCAUCGGACGUAAACUUGACCGUUAUUCGCGAAACAACACCGGAACGGGAGCAGAAACAGUCGUCCAAUCUCAUCCAUAUAAACCGGACGAAUGCGCUCAACCUGUCCGAACCGUUGCUCAACAAACUGCUGUCGAACGUGCGGUGUGAACUGACGCAGGAAGAGAUCGAUGAGCUAAAUACGAAGAUACAUCUCGCACUGAAACGACACAACGAAGAGCUUCAAGCGGAAGGUAGUGGGCAAUCAGCAGGCAACAAAUUGAUUCUGGAAGUGAAAGCAGAAGAAAAAGAACCAAAAACUAACUCCAAAUCGGUUGGUUCGAAAAUUAUGGAAUACAUCAGCUGGGGCUCUUCCGCGUCGAAUGCGUCACCCGAUGGUACGGAGGAAAAGCGUAUCCCAAUCGAUACGACCAAACAGCGAUGGUGGGAACGUGAAGCGUUACAGUUUAUGCGCGGCAUGAUGGAUGAAUGUACGCACCUGAAGAACUUCUCCGUACCGUACGACACUUCGCUGAUUAUUGCCAUCUGCGCGAAGGACGAUGCGUACAUUCCGAGGGACAGCUGCAUGAGCUUGGAAGACAUAUGGCCGGGUGCAGAAAUUCGCUAUCUCGAUGCGGGGCACGUUAGUGCGUACGUACUGCACCAGAAGCUGUUCCGGUCGUGUAUUGUGGAAGCAUUUGAAAGGGCAAAGAAAAAGUGGAUCCCGGAAGGGGAACAGCUGCGCGGUCAGGUGAAUGGUGUGGGGACUGGACCACGGCCGGUUAAGAACGAUCCCGAAGCUCCAGCAAAGUAA